UUAAUAGCACAGACGGGACGAGAAUAGCAGGGCGUCGCAGGGGGGAAGCGAGUCCCGGCCUGCAUCCAUCUGAAACCCGAGCGGGGCGACUCACAACACUGCAGUGUGAGAGGGAAAUCAACUUCACUGGUUGGCUGAAUGAAUGUUCCAUGUCGGGUAAAAGACUGAAACAAUAAAGCGACGUGAACAGAUACCUGGAGACGGCAGGGGACCAGAGACGUUGGCUCGUUUCAGUUCAACCAGUCUGAGGGAGCCUGGCUCAUUCGGGACUCCUCCUUCUCCAUCAGCCCCCCCCUCCUUUCCCUCUCUCUUCCGCCGCUGCUCCACCGCACAGCCGCAGUCCACGGCAAUGCGCCGUUAACGGGCAAAGCGGCUCCGCGCUCCUUUCUUCUUCUUCUUCUUCUUCUUCCUCCUCCAUCCCCCGCCUCCAGGCAGAGAGGACCAGCAUCCUCCCGCGCGGCGCGCUCCCCUUCCCUCCUCUCCCCGGGCUGCUGUCUCUGUCCGCCGGCGCUGCGCCGUCCUUAUCCAUAAACAUGGAAACGCAAGGCUGCUACUCUUCCACCUAGGCGGGAAGUCUCACCUCGCAGAGUCAAGACGGGGGGCACAAUGAGUGAAGAGCCACCGGUCACCCCCAGCUGGUUGACCCCCGACCCCACAGCAUGGGCCAGUGGAGGCGAGGGGCUGAUGGACAACAGCACCGGCCUGGGGAUGUUUCCGGCAGAGGAUUCCCUCCCGCCCAGCCAACUGCACCUGCUGGUCAACCCCUGGGACAUUGUGCUGUGCUCCUCCGGGACCCUGAUAGCUUGUGAGAAUGCCCUGGUGGUGCUUGUGAUCUGGCAGAACCCGGCGCUCCGGGCCCCCAUGUUCCUGCUGAUCGGCAGCCUGGCGCUGGCCGACCUGCUGGCCGGCCUGGGCCUGGUGCUCCACUUCACCUGUGCCUACCUGCUGCACUCUGACUCGGCCCAGCUGCUCACCGUGGGCCUGGUGGUGGCCUCCUUCUCCGCCUCCGUUUUCAGCCUGCUGGCCAUCACUAUUGACCGGUACCUGUCGCUGUACUAUGCCCUCACCUACAACUCGGAGCGGACGGCGGCCUUCACCUAUACCAUGCUGGUGCUGCUGUGGGGCCUCUCCCUGUGUCUGGGCCUGCUGCCGGUCUCGGGAGUCAACUGCCUGGCAGAGGAGGCCACGUGCAGCGUGGUGCGGCCGCUCACGAAGAACAACAUUGCCGUUCUGUCUGUCUCCUUCCUGCUGCUCUUCGGCCUCAUGCUGCAGCUCUACGUCCAGAUCUGCAAGAUCGUGAUGCGGCAUGCCCAUCAGAUCGCCCUCCAGCACCACUUCCUGGCGGCCACACCCCACUACGUGACGACGCGGAAGGGCGUGUCAACGUUAGCCAUCAUUCUGGGCACUUUUGCCGCCUGCUGGAUGCCAUUCACAGUCUACUCCCUCAUUGCGGACUACACUUACCCUCCACUCUACACCUAUGCCACACUGGUGCCUGCCACCUACAACUCCGUCAUCAACCCGCUCAUUUACGCCUUCCGGAACCAGGAGAUCCAGAAGGCUCUGUGGCUGGUGUGCUGUGGCUGCGUGCCUGCCAGUGUGGCCCAGCGCGCCAGGACCCCCAGUGACGUCUGACGAAGCAGACCCAGGAGGGAAGAGAGAGGCGCCCUGGGUCAGCUCUGCUCCUCACUGGGUCCGUCCGGUGUCACGGAGAACAGCAGCAGGGGAGGUGGCCGAGGGGCGGGAUGUCACCGGCAGCGGCUCAGUAAGUCGUCCACAGCCCAGCUGCAAGGAUGGCGUCGUUUAUCUCGCUUACAAUCACCAUAGGGCAACGUUUCCCACUGUCUUCCCCUUGUAAAAGACAGCCACUGCACGUGAGGGCUGCACCCCGCCCCCUCCAGGCCGCCCCCUGUGCCACGCCCUUCCGCUGUUCUGCAGAGAGCACUGAGAGCAUCACAUGUUACAGGCAGCAGCUGUACAUAGAAUGUGCGUAUGGUUAACAGCACCAGACCUCUGGUUGACACGUGCUUGUUGCUGUUCAACCGAGGGGUGGGGGGGUGGGGUUAUUAUUAGUUUGCGCCUGUGUGCGUGCGUAAAAGCGCACGGAAGGUAACAAAGCCGUGUGUGGGGGGGGGGGUGCAGCCCGUCUGGAGCAGCAUCCCGGCUCUCUGCCUCUGUUGCUGCUGCACUCUGAACGUGCGUUGAAAGUUAAACAGCCGUGGAGAGCUAAAAAUAGACCCGGCGCUCUCUGAUCCGCGCCCCGCGUCCUCCACCGAUGCGAGGAAGAAAUGAAGCGGCUCCUUCUUCUCCUCCUCGUCCUUCUCGCCUCUUCCAUUUUCUCUGUCUUUCUUUAUAUCUGGAUUGUACCGCUAAUGUGUUUUGGCUGAGCUCGGGUCUGGGAGGCUAGAGAAAGCCCCCCACCUCCACCUCCACCACCAUCACCGUUAACCCCCUCUCCUCCAUUUUUUAUUAGUAUGGAGUCCCGUCGGAUUAUGUAACCACCUUACAUCAAUAAUCUUUCACCUUUUGAAUUAAAUUCGCCCUUUCAUGUCUGCAGGUUGCAAGAAACCCAUUGAAAUAAAGUGAUAUAUUUUAUCUUAUCAUCAUUUUAAAGAGAUAACGCAAAUGUCUCAUAUAUUAUCCCUUAAGGAAAAUCCCUCAGCAGAAUAAAUUAACAGGCCUAUGAUGAAAUGUCUACAAAACCUAUAAACAAAGGCUCACAUAGAAAAGAGUUUAUGUAGGAAGAAAUCUGCAAAAAACUGAAUGUAAUUUAAUUUACACAACAACAACAACAACCACAUAAUAUCUGACCUGCAUGCUCGACCUCGGUGUCAUUUGCAUGUAACGAGCACAGAUCCCCCUUUUUUCCUGCUGAGUUCAGUGUGUUAGGUCACCCACUAGACGCUGGAGGCGAUGUGUCAUGGUACCCUAAUGUCACCACGACCUUUCUCAUUUUGUUAAUGUACAAUGUACCAGUGUACUUGUAUUACACCAGAUUAUCUGUGCCGUCUGCAAAAUGCAGAAUUCUUGUGGUAUUUUCGCUGCAUAGAGUAGCUUUGUGUUCUCCACGAAGUGCUUUGAUCAGACUUUGUGAUCAGUUAUCUGUAAUUUGGAAGAAGCCCAAAUCACCACUCGCCCACCCGCCCGCCCGC
Molecule: messenger RNA, 3152 nt
Organism: Scophthalmus maximus (turbot)
Lineage: Eukaryota; Metazoa; Chordata; Actinopteri; Pleuronectiformes; Scophthalmidae
Gene: gpr12
Product: G protein-coupled receptor 12
Exons: 2
Coding region: 607-1635 (342 amino acids)
Biological process (GO): G protein-coupled receptor signaling pathway
Cellular component (GO): membrane
Molecular function (GO): G protein-coupled receptor activity
Source: RefSeq, a predicted model, not a curated record